Molecule: messenger RNA, 1902 nt
Organism: Cavia porcellus (domestic guinea pig)
Lineage: Eukaryota; Metazoa; Chordata; Mammalia; Rodentia; Caviidae
Gene: Rtp5
Product: receptor transporter protein 5 (putative)
Exons: 2
Coding region: 24-1697 (557 amino acids)
Biological process (GO): protein targeting to membrane; protein insertion into membrane; detection of chemical stimulus involved in sensory perception of bitter taste
Molecular function (GO): olfactory receptor binding
Source: RefSeq, a predicted model, not a curated record
GCAGCUGAUUGGCUGACACUUGGAUGCAGGAUGCUUCCUUGGGUCUGAGCGGGUCAGCCUGCAUUGCGCAGCCCAGCGGCAGCAUGGACGGGACUGGGGCGAAUGUGUGGGCGGACACCUUUGCCCAACUCAUGGCUGAGAGAAAGCCCCAGGAUUUCUGGGCUCUGCUUCCCCAGGACAGUCUGGUCACUGGGCACGUAGACCACAGUUGUCUCCAGUACUGGCUGAAGGGGCUUUCGAGGCUCCAGUGCAACCGCUGUCCCUGGACCUGGGGCUCUGCCCAUGUACGCAUUCUCUUCCGCCUGUGGUGGGACAGGGAUCAUCGCCGGGGGCAUGUGAGGAUGCGCCUGUGGGGCCCGCAGUGCAGGCUGUGCCCACCGGACGCCCCUGGGGAAUGCCAGGUGAGCCCUUCCCACAUCCGGCCUCUCCUCCGAGAGCUGGUCCUGCACAUCCUGCGGACCUGCUAUGGAGACAGCCCAGGCCAGGGCUCCAAGAGCCGUGCUGGGGAUGGCUGCGAGGCCUGUGAGCUGGGCAUCUGCUUCCUCCAGAAGGAGCCUGAGCCCACCAGGGGGCCCUUGACCAAGAGCAUGAAAGCUUUGCAAGGUAGAGGCUCUGGGCAGGGCAGUGGGGCCACUGCAGCUGGCCAGAGCCAGCUACUCCAUCCUGGAAGUGGCCCCCUGGCCAAAAAUGCCAGAGACCCCAAACCAGUCCCCAUUCUGGUGAUUGACUUCAUGGAGGAGCCUUUCUCUGAGGACAGCGACUUCUUUGACGAGGGUGACCCCAUGGUCACCAUUCCCUUCUCCCUCCUGGACACCGCGGAUGGCCAUGGUCUUGAGCUCGGGGACGUCAUUGGCCAGGGAUCCAUCUGUCUAGCAGGAAGCUCCAGGGCUGUGCCCGAGGGCCUGUGCAUCCCAGUGCACUUCAGAGCUCCCAUCUUCCCUCUCCCGGGGAGCAUCCUGGAGACCUUUGAGCUCCCAGGCUUCCUCUUUGGGAGCCAGGGCUCCCUACCCAGCCCCGUUGGCAUUGCUAGGGGCCAGGGCCCCAUCUCCUUCAGCGCUGGCUGCCUGGCUCCUGGGAAUGCCUUUCCCUCUGUGUCCUAUGUCAUUGGCCUCCUGCCCAACGGGGUGGGUUCCAUCACUCUCCCUUUGUCUCUAACCAGCAUCUUCAGGGGCCAGUACAGCCUCACCCAUGUAACUGAGGGCAGGGAGAAGGGAAAUAGUGCCCAGAGCUGCACCACUGAUGGUCACAGUUCCCCUCUGGAAACACACUCAGAGAACCGUGCUGCCAGUAAGGGCAGCCCUGUCACCUUCCCCUUCACCUUUACUGACAACGCCCCAGGCAAUGACUCUCUUAGUGACACUGCCAGAGGGAGAGAGAAGGGAACCAGUGCAGAGGGCCCAGUGUCCGGUGUCAUCAGUCAGGGCUCCAUCACCAUCCCACCCUCAGUCCUCAGGAGAGUGGGGAGCAUGGGCCUUAGCGACCCCCAGCGCCAUGGCUUCAUUACCUUCCACCACUACAAGAGGAGAUGGCUGAGGUCUGGGUCCAGCAUGUCCAUCAUGGAGGAAGGUGCUGGCCCCCGCAGGGCUCGUCGCAGGCCCCGCUCUGAGCGGCGCCAGGAUUUCUGGCUCUGGGUGUCUGUGACUAUCUGUGCCUUGUGGCUGCUCUGUAUGUUUAAGCUGAACCUUGCUGGCCUGUAGAAGCUUGACACUCCCUGUGGCCGCCCUUGGCCCCUUCUCCCAGGGAAAAUGUUCCUACUCCCAGCCGGAAACUGGUGCCUGCUUCUUGGACCUAUGUCCCUAGUCCAUUUCUUGAUAUGAGUGCUGGUUUUGUGGAUGUCCACUGUGAGUAUCCUGUGAACUGUAAACCUGUGUUAAGCUCAAUAAAACAAAACCAAGCCCAGUG